AUGGUCAGUAUGAUGUGGUUUAAACGGGACCCGAAGGUCCCAGAAAAAGUGGAGAAUGGUUUGAACAGACUUCGACGUAAGAAACCGUCGGUUCUUAAACCAACUCGCGAGUCGAGCGAGAGAGAAACAUCCACGGAAAGUGAUAAGGAAAGACGUCGAUAUUCUGAUAUAUUAGAUAUGAAAGUGUCUAUGGAACGACGAGAUGAAAGCGACGAAUCCCUGUACGAAUCGGCGGAUUGUCAAAGUGACGUCAUCUCUGCGAGUGAUGACGCACUUCCCAGGCUUGGAAAAACUCCUACAAUGAGUAAGGAAUCCUUAAAACUGGCCGUCACAGACGAAGAGGGCGAAACCAGAAUAAAAAAGGGUCAUAGAAAAACAAUGUCUCUUUCUAAUCCACUAGAAAUUGUUAAAACCCUUGGAGAUGAAUGGUUUGAUCAUAAAAAGGAAGAGAAAAACUGUGAUAGAAAGAAGUCCAGAGAAAGUCUUUGGAGCGAAGAAGAUUCUUUACACGGUUCACAUAUUAAACUGGAUAAUAGAAAGAACAGUAAGAAAGAAGAUAAGAAUGAGGCAAAAGAUGCUAAGCGAAAAAGUUGUAAAGGUUCUUCUGUAUCAAGUUUUAAUUUUCUGCGUCGUAAAAAGACUCCAACGUCGAUGAAACCCGUUGAAGACGUCGUCGAAGUUGAUGGAACUAUAUCGCCAGAUGAAAUUCUUAAGACCAAACUAUUUUUAGAAGAAGAGAAGAGGUUUGCUUCUAUAUCUGAAGCGGUACCAGUCGAAUCAGAUUCUGAAGAUGAAGUUCCUACAAAGAAGGUUGAGCACAGGAGAAGAUUAAGCCGUCAAACUUCAAGAAGCAAGAGUAAGGUGCGAGGCAAAAGUCAAUCUGUAAAAGUAAACACAUUGAGGAAGUCCCAUAGUGGAACUUUAAAGAAGGCUAAGAAAAAAAGUAUAAAGGCGCCUAUGAAUAGGAGUCGGCAGGCGAGUAUAGCAGAACCAAGUCCAAUUGUUAAGAAGAAAAAUUCGGAUACUUCAAAGCCGAAUUCGUGGCUCUUCAGUAACAGAGGUGAAUCAAGGCGUGAAGGCUCGACAGAGGAGCAAUCGACUCCCGAUAUAGACAACGAUGCUGGCGAAAGUAACGCCAAAGAAGUACCAGAGAAGGAACACAACUGGCGGGGCUCGAGUGCGACAUCGCGCGGUGUUAACCGAGCGGAGAGUUGUCGCGAGCGUGACGCGCCUAGACGAGGCAAACAUCGCAAUGCAUCUGAUCCUAACCGUCUCACCGCACAUCCUAACCAGUGA
Messenger RNA from Pieris macdunnoughi, 1296 nucleotides. Lineage: Eukaryota; Metazoa; Arthropoda; Insecta; Lepidoptera; Pieridae. The record is from the annotation of a GenBank genome assembly.